Suillus subaureus is the source of this 1212-nucleotide messenger RNA. RefSeq lists its product as uncharacterized. The record is from RefSeq and is a predicted model, not a curated record. Lineage: Eukaryota; Fungi; Basidiomycota; Agaricomycetes; Boletales; Suillaceae. The coding region runs from base 270 to 908 and encodes 212 amino acids. The transcript has 12 exons.
UAUGCUAAUGGUAACUGUCCUUAUGUACAUUCGAUGGAUCGCGAUUGAUCGAUCGAUCGUCCAAACAAGUGGCCAUAGCGUGUCUCUUGGUGAAUACUAGUGCCCUACUUAUUUCUGUUGGGGUCAAGCAACUUUCUUUGACAUAGGUGUACGACUACUUGACCACGAUCUCGAGCGAGGUCACUUUUCUAUUCCAUGGACGAUAGAGCACAAUCAAAUUUCUAUACUUGGUCUGUCGUUAUCUCCCGUUCGUCUUCGUGACUUUGGGGAUGUUCAUGUGGGUACAACCUGCUUUAUCACAGACCACGUCUCUAUGCCAGACGUAUUAUACUUUGAACACUUACAUUGGCGGUGUGAUAAUGUUCUGCGCGGAGUGUCUAUUCGUCGCACGUACAUGUGUACUUUGGGGAUACAAACGAUCGAUUGUUGUUUUGUUUAUGAUCAGCACAGUACUCUAUUUCGUCUCAGGUAUCGUAAUCUUGAAGAUGCAUGCGUCGUCAACGAGAGUCAUCAAAUCACCGAUACCCUUUGCGAGCUGCUUUGAUUCCGAAGAGAGCGGCCUCGUUAUCGCAGCAUAUAGCUUACUUAUUCUGGCAGAAUUGCAAAUCGUGUUCUUUUCACUAUACAAAGCCACGAAAAGCUUCCGAAAUUGGGGUCGCAAGAAUCGAUUGCUCGAGAUCCUCAUCCAGCACAACAUAUUCUACUUUGCUUGUGGAUUGUGUUCUUCAGUUAUUGUUAUCCUAACGACGGCCUUGUUGCAAGCGUCGUAUGGUAAUUUGAUGGCUAGUGCUCAAGUUGUGUUCCACGCGCUCCUAGUGACAAAGAUGCAUCUCAAUCUAUGGGAAUCAGACAGGCGUUGUAACUCCCUUGAUGUUCGCCAUAAUAGAUCAAGUGCGGUGAACAAUUAAUCAAUAUUAUCAGCAGAUCCCUGCAUGUCUUCAUCGUUACAACGUCCCUUCAGCCCUGAAAUGCCAUUCUGUGACCGUCCAGGUACAUAGCAUGUCGGGUCUCUACACAAUACGGCAUAUUAGGGAAGCAUAGGAAACAGAACGAUUCCAAUUGGCCGACUACACUAUAAAAAUGGGUCGUCGCUUGCACGAAUACGUAUUAUUGCCCCCAGUCGUAUCGAGUGUCCAUUUGAUUAGGACCCCUUAGCCAUGUUCAACGCAGCCUUCUGUUGGCGAGUGAAGGAUGGGGCAGCGCCAAGACUCU